CCUUGCAGUGGUGCUGGGCUCAUUGGCUGUGUUCAGAUUCUAUCUGGAAUGGGAGGAGUUGUGUGGCAGGUGGGCCUCCAGCUGUGCAUUGCUGCUGCACUACUCUUUGGUGGAGGAACAGGGAGAGAGCUCUCUGGCAACCUGAGCUGCCUGAAUAACUACGUGACUACCAUGAGCUGCAUGUGGGUAACAGAGAAGCCCAUGGGGGAUGGACCUUUCCACCUGCAUUUCACCAACCUCUGGUCAAAGGGCCACAAUGCCAGCUGCAAACUGACUGCCACAGAGAGCAUGCAGAAUCAGUACCACUGCACAAUUCAUUUAGCCAGCCAGAUCUUGGAAACAGAUGGUUAUAGAGUCUCUCUCCAAGGAAGCUUCUUCGGAUGUAAUCAGACAUAUGUGACCUUUCCAGAGUACAAUCCCCGCAAGCACAUAAAACUUGAUCCACCUUUGAACAUCCAGAGCAAUGCCACUGCCAGCAAGUGCCAGAUAUGGUGGAGUGUGUGGAAUGUGCCUUGGUACCUCGCUGAAAUUCUCCAAUAUGAGUUGCAGUAUAAGGAGUACAGCAUGUCCUGGGAGGUUGCAUUGAACAAGACACUGCCCAGUUCACUGCCACAAGUAGAACUUGAAGCCACAGAGCUCCACACUGGCAUUGCUUACGCUGCAAGAGUUCGCUGCAAAGUUUCUGAAAAUGAGAAUUCGUACCACAGUCAAUGGAGUGAGUGGAGCCAGACGACAGUGUUUCAAAGAGCAGAUGUCCCAAAAGUCUCUGAAAAUAUUCUAAAUAUCAAAACUGUGCAGUACUUAUUCAUUCCUCUGAGUUUUGGCACUCUAGUCUAUUUAUUCUGGAACUGCAAGCUUUCCUCAAGGGCAAAAAGCCUCGCCUGCUUAAACAUUCCCACACCAGCUGCUUUCUUUCAGCCACUCUAUAGUUUGCAUAAUGGGAAUUUUAAGGACUGGGUUGGACCAAAUGAGGCUUGUAGCCAACUUGAAAGAGAAGAGGCCAGCAACUCAAGCAAAGUGAAUGCAGAUGGAGUUUCUGAUCUGAACACCCAAGAACUGAUUUCCCAAAUCUCAUUGAAACCUACAGGAAGCACAGAUGUGGUUACUGCAGAAGAAAGCUUUGCAUUGGCCUCAGGUCCAAGCCAGCAGUAUGUCCCCAGCAGGUACAUAAGAGCAGAAGAGAUAGAGAUGUGGCCGGGACUAUUGUUUGCACCAAACCAUGCUGAUGAUAACGUUGGCCCGAAAAUCUCUGAAAUAAUUAAAGACAACCUUGAGAGCCCUAGUGUUGGAAGGAAUUAUCCCUCUCACUCACAGCAUGGAAAGGGUGACUUUCUUAUGCUUCGAGAAUCUUUGGGGAUAAAAGAUGUGUCCUUCAGUGGCAGUGACUAUUGUACUUUGUGUGACAAUGAUACCACAGGAGAUUUGAUUUCUGCUGAAUUACUGAAGCUUUCUAAUGGUAAUAGUCAUGUUAAACAUCAGAAAGAUCAGUGACCUUCCCUGAGGAAUACUGCCUACAAAGUUCCUUGUGCUCUCCUAUCACCUCCCAACACUGUCCUCCCAAGUGGCACAAAUGGUGACUAUGCAGACAGUUUCAUGUAUCAUUUUAAAACACAUCCUCAACUUCUGUACUUCAGAAGAAGAUUGUGACUAAGUCCCCUGUCUAGCAAAUAGUACCCCUACAGCCAUUCCCUAAAUUAACCUCCUGGCUGCAAGAUCCAGUAACCCUCUUGUCUAAGGAGGCAGCAGCAGACCUGCUGUUUUCCUCAGGAAGAACUAUUAUAGUUGUGUACCUCUUGGAAGCAGCAGUAUUUUCAAUGAGAUGAACCAUGAUUUAAACUCCAUCAUUUUGAAAAAAUAUGAUGAUUUUUCACAAAAUCAUGAGAAAUUAUUUUUGCUUAAGAAAAUAAUUCUGCUUCUUAACAUGAUGUUGAUGAA
Vidua chalybeata is the source of this 1935-nucleotide messenger RNA. RefSeq names its product interleukin-9 receptor-like. Gene Ontology annotation, biological process: immunoglobulin mediated immune response; cytokine-mediated signaling pathway. The coding region runs from base 49 to 1491 and encodes 480 amino acids. Gene Ontology annotation, cellular component: external side of plasma membrane; membrane. The record is from RefSeq and is a predicted model, not a curated record. Gene Ontology annotation, molecular function: cytokine receptor activity; protein binding. NCBI's taxonomy places the organism in Eukaryota, Metazoa, Chordata, Aves, Passeriformes, Viduidae. The transcript is spliced from 9 exons.